Molecule: messenger RNA, 704 nt
Organism: Dermacentor silvarum
Lineage: Eukaryota; Metazoa; Arthropoda; Arachnida; Ixodida; Ixodidae
Exons: 5
Coding region: 64-672 (202 amino acids)
Source: RefSeq, a predicted model, not a curated record
CCUUCUGUGUUCUUUUCUACCGCAGCAAACAUUGCCUGGAGCGCAACGUCCAGGGGAACUGUCAUGUGCACAGCCUUAAUUAUGCACAUUGCCACUCCGGUGCUGCUACUGUUCCUGCUUGCUCAAGUGCCCUCAUCGGAAUGUUUGAAGUGUAGAAAGCUGAAAGGCUUGACAAAUGUUGAUUGGAACAAGUUCGACAAGACGCUUUGGGUUCAGUUGAAGGUCAAUAAACCCCACACGGUCACGCAAUGUAUAGCACGAAGUUAUCGCCCCAACAAAGGCCAAGUACACCUGAGAGCCAUAGGAGGAGUUCAUGGACAGACGUGGAACAUCUCCAAAGUCUACGACAAGGGAGAAGUCGAUGGAGACACAAUACGAUUUAAACAUGGUCGCGAUCCUCAUUUCUAUCAAAUACUGGACACGGACUAUAAAACAUGGAUAAUAGAGCAUAAGUGCUCCAACAUCCGUGGGGACGCCGUCUCGCUUAUGUAUCAUAAGCCAGUUCACGCGAUUCCGAGCGAAGUACUACAAAAGGCCGUCGAGGUAAUGCGACGGUCCGGAUUACCUGCAGACACCACUUUGAGUACUACUGAUUGCAUGUUAACUGGAGGUGGCAUAUCAGUCGAUGUACAACUCUGGUUUGAAGUUGUCAUUAAAGCUGAGACUUUUUGAGCCAGAAAUGAUCAAUAAAGUAUUUUGGUUCA